AUGCCGCGUCGACAAUGGAGCUUUGAUUAUCCUCAAUUUCCUGGUAAAGAUUUUACCGAUAUUGUCACGUUGAUACCUUCUUCGACCUUGAGGCGAAAGACCUUUUAUGCAAUCAUGGUCCGCCUAACAAAAUAUAAUCUUGCUAUUUGCCUAGUGGUUGCCUGGGGUGGCUUCAGCUAUGGCUUUGGUUUCGCGAUUUUCGUGACAAGUAUCGGUCAACCAGGGUUCUACGACUACUUCAAGCUUGAUCCAACCACGGAUUACACAGCAAAUAUUCUCGGGGCAAUCAAUGCAUUGUUCAACUUUGGACUGGCAGUCGGUGCCAUUGCCCAAGGAUAUCUGGCCGAUAUUCUGGGAAGAAAAAGAGCAUUUGCACUGGCUGCGACCUGUUCCCUGAUAGGAGCUGCCCUGGUCACUGGGUCUGUUGCAAUCGGGAUGAUCAUCACCGUUCGAUUGCUCUCUGGUUUUGGCUUGGGCAUGUUAAUCUGCCUUGUCCCACUCUACCUGACCGAAGUUUCUCCUCCACAACACCGUGGUUUCCUGUCAGGAUUCACUACCCUGAGCUUCGGACUAGGUUAUGUCGUUUGUGCCUGGAUCUCGAUUGGUUGCUACUAUGCGACCAACCUUACCGUGCAGUGGAGAGUCCCGCUUGCCAUGGCAUGUGUUGGGCCACUCGCCCUUUUGAUCGGACUACCGUUCAUUCCUGAGUCUCCACGUUACCUGUCACUAAAGGGUCGAAACAGCGAAGCCUGGGAGGUCGUUCGAAAAUUGCAUCACGAUCCAUCUGAUCCAGAAGAGUCUGCGGCACAUGCAGAAUUCACACAAAUCGUGCGACAAGUUGAAUUUGACAAGGAGCAAAAAACUGGAUACAUUGAUAUCUUCAGGAAGCCAUCGUGGAGGAAGAGAGCUCUACUUGCCCUCUUUAUUCAAUUUGCUGUCCAGUCGAGCGGAAUCCUUGGUAUUGCGAACUUCUUGGUCCUCAUCUUUGGAAGCUUGGGAAUGACUGGUGUCAUGCCCCUGUUGCUCUAUGCGUGCUUCUCGACCAUCGGAACUAUAUGUGUGCUCAUCUCAAUUUUGACUGUCGACAAAAUGGGUCGCAGAACCAUGUUCCUUAUCGGAUUUCCUGCGCUCGCAGUGUGCCUCUUACUCGAAGGUGUUCUCCAGUACAAGUACCUAGGAACCGACAACAAAGCUGGUCUCGCAGCUUGUGUUGCGAUCAUCUAUCUCUAUAUCGUCUGCUUCCAGCUUGUGGACAGCGUUGCGUUCAUCUGGGUCUCCGAGAUCUUCCCUACCAAUAUCCGGGCCAAAGGAAACAGUCUUGGUUUCUUCAGCUACUUCGUCGGCGCAAUCACCUAUACCACACCAUCCGUGUUGGCAUUCAAGAACAUUAAAUACAACAUGUAUUUCCUUUACAUGGCACUGUGCAUCAUCUCCACCAUUGUGGUGUACUUCUUCAUCCCAGAAACGAAAAAGAUCCCCAUUGAGGAAAUUGGAGCCUUGUUCGGAGAUGAAGUCGUUGUACAUCUGACUGCCGAUGGACAUGGUAUUGUCGAGGAGGGUAAAGAUGUUAGGCUCGAGAUCGAGGAUGCCAGCACCGUGGUCCAUAGCCAGAAAGUCUAG
Molecule: messenger RNA, 1620 nt
Organism: Exophiala bonariae
Lineage: Eukaryota; Fungi; Ascomycota; Eurotiomycetes; Chaetothyriales; Herpotrichiellaceae
Exons: 10
Coding region: 1-1620 (539 amino acids)
Biological process (GO): carbohydrate transport; transmembrane transport
Cellular component (GO): membrane
Molecular function (GO): carbohydrate:proton symporter activity
Source: RefSeq, a predicted model, not a curated record